GCAGUGUGACUUGUCAGUUCACUUUACACAACAGUGAUCGUCAUCUCAGAAAAAGGAGAACAAGACAAGUCGAGCUAGAAAAACUGGCUGUGUCUCACCUCAUCAUUACAAAAGCAAGUCAGGCGGUGUUUACUAGUCACUCUGGAGUUGCUCUGCGUUAUUGAUCUAUAAAAUCCACCUUAUCGUCUGCUUAUCAUGCCUUUCUUUCUAGAACGUUGCUCCCUGCCUCUUAAAACAGCAGGUGUGUGUGUUUUGUGCAUUUCAACUUGUUGAAUAGCAGCACCCUGCCCUCCGCCGAGUGCUCAGCGUUCAAGGUUCAGGAAGAUAACGAGAGGUGAGAGGCUGACGCAUAGCUCGUGUUGUGUUACCAAAGGAUCAUAUUACAGCAGAGAGCAGGUUGGGUGAAACCAAAGCUGCGUUCAGAUCGCCGUGAGUGGAAACAAAACAGGAAUUGGGACUGAGAAAAAGGAGUUUUAAGGAACCAAAAGAACCUUUUGUUGUUUGAAGAAGAGCGUUGCCAUGGGUAAGAAGACACCUCACCGUCAGCUGCUUUUGCUGUGUUUGUCGGCGCUCGUUUGCCGCUCUUCUUCCUUAGUGUUUUGGACAGCAGUGGUGGAAAUGAGCUAUGCUAACAGCAACGAGACUGUAGACAAGUACUGCGAGUGUGGUGUUUACGGCCGUAACUCUGUGGUGGACAAAGCCUCUGGGAUUGCCACGCUUCCAAGAGGAGACCCCAGAGGCUGUGGCCCAGAUCCUGUCUACAACCGCAACUUCAGCUCGCCCCCGUGGAUCGCCCUGGUGAAGCGGGGAAACUGCACCUUCAGUGAAAAGAUCAACGCCGCCAAACGGCAAGGAGCAGCUGGCGUGGUGGUGUAUAACGUGGAAGGCAGUGGAAACAGCACCACACACAUGGCACACCCAGAAGCCGACGGCAUUGUGGCUAUCAUGGUUGGCAACCUUCAAGGCUUGGAGAUUGUCCGGCUGGUGCAGAACGGAACAGAAGUGCAGCUGCUGGUCGACGUGGGCAGCCCCCACGGGCCCUGGAUGGACACGUACUGGCUGUACUUCCUGUCUAUCGCCUUCUUCAUCGUCACCGCGGCCUCCAUUGCCUACUUUGUGUUCAUCUCGGCAAGCCGCCUCUACAACAUGAACAGGCAGAGGCGCACCGAGAGGAAAAUGAAAUCCGAGGCCAAGAGAGCCAUCGGGCGCCUUCAGGUGCGCACGCUGAGGCGAGGGGACGAGGAGAUCACCUCCGACUCCCACCUGUGCGCCGUUUGCAUCGAGUCCUACAAGCAGGGCGAUGUGGUGACCGUCCUCACGUGUGACCACGUCUUCCACAAAGCCUGCAUCGAGCCGUGGCUGCUGGACAGGAGGACCUGCCCCAUGUGCAAGAGCGACAUCCUGAAGUCCCUGGGGGUUGAGGAUGAGGCCAAGGAGACUGUGUCUAUAGUACCACCACCAGAUGUCGCUGUGAUCACAGUGGCAGGAGCAGAGACCCUGUAUGAAGUCCCUCUGAAUGACCCCGGGAGCCCCAACCCAGGCCAGCAUCACUAUGACAACGUUGCUUUUGAGCAAGACUCGGAAGCUGCCCGGGGAUGAGUCACAACAAUCCAGGAACUCAGUUAAAUUCCUUUUUUUUCCUCAGAUAUUUCUCUCACAUACCUUAAAACCAACAGAUCUACAAUGUUUCAGUGAAAUAAUUAAAUUGUCUUACGCUGGCAUUGAUUUAAAAUGAGAUUCUUUAUUUGAUGGAUCUGAUCUGAAAAGUUGGAGGUAUUUUUUUUUGGUAAAUACGAAAAGGAGUGUUCUAGUGAAACUCGCCUCAUUCAAAUAGUUGAGAUUUAAUUCCAAAAACCAAAGAGGGGUGACUCAGGUGUCACAUUUCUGUUUUGCAUUGUCAAAACAACCAACUCCGAUUUGGAUUCAGGUUAGUUCAAGAACUGAGUGUAAAAUUGUGGCCAAAUUUCUCUCUUUUUACCAAACUCAUGAUCAUUUCACGGAUUCUGUUUUUCUGCUUCAGACUGGAGGGAGUUUCUCUUUCCUUUUUUUCUUUUUUUUAUUUACUUUCACCAGGUGAUUGUCAGGUUGUUAGACUGGAUUUGUAGAAAAAACACUUAAAGGAACACACCCUUAACAGGAAGCGCAGUAGAAAACAUGCAAGUAAAAUGACCUAAGGGGACUUAAAGGACAUUUUCCAAAGAAACACAUUCAAAGUGUGAAGUUUCUGUGAACUGGGGAGUGAAACAACAGCAAGGUGAAUGUCGGCACAAGUUUGAACGGACUGUUUUCUUCUUUGUAAUGCUUAGAUCAGAACUAUUUUUGAUAAUAUAAAGUAACUUUAAAUGUAUAGAUCUUCAUUUCCAUUCUCAAAUAAGCUUUAUUUGAUUUAAAUGAACAUGUCUUCCAUGUUGUGGCUUCUGAAUUAUUUGAAAUGUAGUUCAUUUAGUGGUCUACCUCUGAAUAAAGGAGCACAUUUAAAACUUUAGAUUUAGGUUUCCCUUUGAAAAUAAUGUAUAAAAAAACAUUAUUAUAUUUGUUUGCUGUUGGGGAUAUAUUGAUUAUGGUACCUAAUAUAUUUUUGUAAAUGUAAAAUCAUUUCCACAUCAGUUCCACUGAUUCCAGGAGUCUUAAAAUUGAACUGGAAAGAAAAAAAAAGCAUAUGCAUACGUCACUCUCUGUAUUAAAUCACAUUGAUGUUUGUUAGAAUAUAAUAAAUCCCUCAAAAUGAGGCAAACUUUGGGACUUAUGUGCUGGUCAGACUGGUGCUUCUGUGUUUUCUUAACUUUUUGAGAAAUAUUUCCACAGACUCUUUAGAGGGAGUGAAACUGUAGUAACCUCCAUCCAGGUGGAAACCAAUUCCAUGAGCAUGAGCUGCAUAACCGUCAUAAGUAGGGAGACUUGACCAGACAAGCAGAAAUAUGCAGCUCUGUUACCACCAAAAAACCCAGAAUUGUUCAUGUGCUUUACAAAAUAAAAUGUUAAAAAAAA
This is a messenger RNA of Oryzias melastigma (Indian medaka), 2988 nucleotides long. RefSeq names its product E3 ubiquitin-protein ligase RNF128. The record is from RefSeq and is a predicted model, not a curated record. The transcript has a single exon. Bases 520 to 1599 code for a protein of 359 amino acids. NCBI's taxonomy places the organism in Eukaryota, Metazoa, Chordata, Actinopteri, Beloniformes, Adrianichthyidae.